This is a messenger RNA of Gossypium raimondii (Peruvian cotton), 381 nucleotides long. RefSeq lists its product as uncharacterized. Bases 1 to 381 code for a protein of 126 amino acids. Lineage: Eukaryota; Viridiplantae; Streptophyta; Magnoliopsida; Malvales; Malvaceae. The record is from RefSeq and is a predicted model, not a curated record. The transcript has a single exon. Gene Ontology annotation, molecular function: nucleic acid binding.
AUGGUAGAAGAUGAAGUACCUAAGAUUUUAUAUCAUUGCAGCAUAGCUUUGAGUAGGGGACACUUCAGAGGUACACGUACUGCAGCCAAAGUAUUGCUAGCUAGAUUCUUUUGGCCAACACUUUUCAAAGAUGCGUAUGCCUACGUAAAGAGUUGUGAUGGAUGCCAGAGGGUUGGAAACAUCACCAACAAAAAUAAGAUGCCCAGGAUAAACAACAUUGAGGCAGAAUUAUUCAACGUUUGGGGUAUUGACGUUCUCGAUCCUUUCCCUCCGUUGUUUGGUCACAAGUACAUAUUGGUAGCAGUAGACUACAUGUCUAAUGGGGUUGAGGCCAAGGCAUAUCCAACGAACGAUGCCAAGGUUGUGAUGAAGUUUUUGUAG